AUGGUGGUAUCUGCGUCUGGCCCGAGUGCUGCAUCUAGAGUGUUGGGUAUGUGGAAGUUUCUAUGUUCAUCUGCGUAUUGUAGCCAUUCAGUGAUUACAUGGUUGACUGAGAGUUCAGUUCCACAAGAAACGCACUGUGGUUUUUCUCCUUUGUUCGUGAGGUAUAAAUGUAAAAAUCUUGACAAAGCUGGAGAUUUAUUGGAAGAAGCAGGCCAAUGUAGCAAUGGUACCAGUCUAAAAGAUCUGGCCAAAUCUCUGAAGCAGCAUCUGAGAGGUUUUAGUGAUCGACUUGAAGAGACUCGUGAAAGACUCGAAGACACAUCACGCUGUUUUUACUUACUCGAUAAAGUUUACGAUUGGGCUUUGGAAUGUAUGAAGUACAUAUCCGAAAAGCACGUCACACGUAACGUUAAAGAACUGCGAAGAUACUUAAAUGGCACAUCCGUCUCCUACUGCUCAACACUUCUCGGAGAUGAUGAUGUUGGCAAACAAGUUCAACAAUGAUAAACUAAUCAAACAGUG
Messenger RNA from Acyrthosiphon pisum (pea aphid), 522 nucleotides. RefSeq lists its product as uncharacterized. The record is from RefSeq and is a predicted model, not a curated record. Lineage: Eukaryota; Metazoa; Arthropoda; Insecta; Hemiptera; Aphididae. The transcript has 3 exons. The coding region runs from base 1 to 504 and encodes 167 amino acids.